CUACAAUGUACGACACAAAUACACGUCCGUUAAAACGUCAGCGCACACUCUCCAUUUCGGCCUCGCCGAUGCCGAGAUCUUCGUCACUCACUCCAUCCCAGACGCCAGCACUCCGCCCCCUCCCUCCAGCAAUCUUACUCCUUGCGCUUCCAGGGCUUCUGGCACUUCCUCCGACUCAUCCAGACUUUGGCUUUUCACUCUUUCUCUCCCUCCGCUCAUUAAGACAAUGCUUAGCACUGCCUGCCUCUCGCUCCUGAUGUAGAAUGUCAUGCUUGGACAAGUUUAGCUGAAGUCGGCACGAGAGUCAUGGAGAGUGGCUUUUGCUCGCAGGAGGGAGGAUGUGACUGGGCUGUAGGUAUUCAUUCCGAAGUCGAGAAAGCACUUAGCAAAGGCCUUCUCAUCGCACAAAAACACCCUUCGCUUCGGCCGCUUCGCCACCACCUCACACUCCUCCAUGCUCAUGUUGCAUUUACCUUCCCUUCCUCUUCCACAUCCCCAAAAUUUGCACGUGCUAUCCUCAGACGCCUCAUUGCGUCAUUUGUACCCUCAGAUCCUCCAGGCACCGUAUAUGAUGCACACCUAGCAUUAAUCACCCAGAUUAAUACCCCUUCAUCUAAUGCUGCUGCUAAUGCCAGCCCUGCACCACUAGGUCCCCCCGCCCUCCAAGCAACACUCACCGCUAUAGAUACUUUAAUAACUCUCGCACGCAAAAACCAUCACCCCCGGAUCAUUGCCCUCGCUCACGUCAUUAGGUUGCGUGUCCUCCUUCGUGCAGGUGUAUGGACCCAAGUAGGGGCUGCUCUUGAUAUUGCGGAGGCCGUGCUUGGCUUGAUGUUCGACAAGGACGGCAAAGUUAGGAAUGGCAAGGGUAAUAUCAAUGCGAUGGCAAACGCCAAACAAGAUGAUGACGCGCUUCCCCGUUGGAACUCUAUAACUGCUCACGACGUUAAUUCUCUCUCGCGCGAAUAUUCCCAAGUGCACAUCACCAACCAUUCAAAUGUGGAACCCAGACAAGACGAGGAAAGCACGCGGUCAGACCCUGCUCAUGCUUCCCUUGUUAUUCAUACACUUCUCUCCGGUACCAUAUUUUUUACUUUCUCCGGAAACAUUCGUGCAGCCGAGCAAAGGCUCGUCGCGCUCCACGAAAUUAUCGAUAGCGGAGCACUCGAGGGGUUCAAAGACGGUAUUGUCCAGAUUCCUCUCCCUCCGCACCCUCCCCUAGCAGUCCAUACCACCCACCCACUCAUACUUCUCCCUCUUACAUUUCUCGUCAGCGCCACUGCGAAACGGGACCCAGUGGGCAGAAACCCAAAGAGACGACUCUGGGCCGAAGCAGCAAUCAGUAUUCUCAAUACUGCAAAAGAGGAUAUUAAACUGCCGCUCUGGGCUUCCUUAGCAGACAGAGACGAAAUAGUACAGCGUACAGUAAGACUCACAGCCGAUCUUUUAUGCGAGCUCGUCGCGAUAUCCAUCCAACGCUCUGAAUUCGACACCGCAGAGUCACACCUAAACGCACUACUCACCCUAAUCCACACUCACGACCUCUUCCACUCAUAUAGCGCCCGCAUCACCCUCCACGCCGCACACCUCGCACAUGCACUCGGAGAUACCGAACGUGCAGACGUAUGCUAUCACGUCGCUAAAUCCAUAGAUGACGAACGCAAUACGGGGGCCGGGUAUGUAGGUGCUGCUGCAUGCGCUGGGGAAGCAUUGUUGCGCAUAGGACUACGAGCUCAGGCUCAGGGUGAUGGCGAGCACUCGAACCCUACUGUGAAUGAAGACGCUAGCAGUGCCAAAAGCGACUGGUUGGACGCUGAGACACAUGCGCUGGCUGCGUCUGCGAUCCAGCGGUGUCACGGGAUGGGAGGGACGCUUGAAGCGGUUGGGAAGGUAGUGCAGGCAGCUGUGGCGGGUGCGAGGGGGGAGAUUGUUGGUGCCAAAUCUCACCUAAAAACUGCGCUGUCUUUAUCGACGUUAGCAGGCGAGAACCAUCUCCGUGCGUUGCUCCUCGCGCAAGUGGGUGCACAGUAUUUGCAUACGGCACCUGCGCAUGCUAUGGAGACGUUGGCCGUGUGCGAGACGCUUGGCGCUGGAAUGGGCGCGAAGCAGAAGGACGUCGAUGGUGGGAAAGGUAAAGGAAAGGAGAAAGAGAAUGGCACGGACGGUGGUGAUGGGUCGAUAGGCAAUGCCCCGCUUCGCCUCUGGGUCGGCGAAAGAUUCCUCGAUAUAUUUAAGCGCGCGAAUAAGCAGCACCGAGUGGCAAAGCAAGAGGUGUAUAAUACUAUGUAUCGGGGUGCGGUAGAAGGGAUGGUGGGGAGGGUGAGGUGGCCUUCUGCGAUGGAAUCUGCUGAUGAUGAAAAGGGGCCUGCCGACAGUGAAGAUGUCAAAAUGCAGGAUCUGGAUCUGGAUCGGGAUGUUGAGAUGUAGGUGCCUGCAUCUCUCGUUGUUCGUUUAAGGGUGACGGAGGGUGAUACAUCUUGAACACUGUGGUUUCGGGCUGCCUGGACUAAUAUUGCUAGAAGCACUUAAAAGUGAUUGAUACUCGCAACGACACACAUAACAUACUCAACACCUGAUCGCAUAAAGUUUACACUGCCAUCAUAUAGCAUAUCAACCAAGUAUUACAUACAGUAAUGUAGGUACUCCUGUAGAAUAACGCCAAAGGCCAG
Messenger RNA from Suillus subalutaceus, 2669 nucleotides. RefSeq lists its product as uncharacterized. Lineage: Eukaryota; Fungi; Basidiomycota; Agaricomycetes; Boletales; Suillaceae. The record is from RefSeq and is a predicted model, not a curated record. The transcript is spliced from 8 exons. Gene Ontology annotation, biological process: mitotic sister chromatid cohesion. The coding region runs from base 307 to 2427 and encodes 706 amino acids.